GGCGGGAAAUUUAGAUAGAAUAGAGCCACAGUAAAGACGCAGGCGCGUUGCCGGCAAAGAAAUUCGAGAGUCGGACAUUUGAAAAAGCCGGCUGUCAACUGCGCGGUUGUCUCGACGUGAUAAAGUUUUACUGAAGAAGUGCUUAUAAAUCGCGUAACGUUAUCGUGUUUUGAUUUAUUAAAAAAUUGAAUGAACUGAUUCAGAAACUUAAUAAUGUUGAAAAAAUGUAUUAAACACUGUAAUGUGAAGUGAGAAAAACUGUAUUGAAGUCCGAAUCGAGUUUCUGUACGAUUUUUACAGAUAACAACAACAAGGAGAAACGAAGAUAAUUGAAAAAUGGCUUCUUGGGGAAUACUGACACUAAUAUGUGUCGCAUUCAUCUUUGUCGAAGCCCGACGGGUCCAUCAGAAACGUGAAACGAAAACUCACCUCUGCGACCAGAGUAGCACGAGUAAAGUGCAGUGUUUUUGCAUCAAAGACUCCCACCACCACGAUCUAAUACAAAGUGCUGAUUGCUAUCUGAAUGUUGAUGGAGUAUCAAACGACGAUCCAAUAUGGAAGACGUUCAAGGAUUUAGAAAACGCCACAAAAAUAUCACUGAGUAACACUAGAGGAAUUGUCAUUAAAUAUAUUCCUAAAAAUGCAUUCCAACACACGAAAGCAUUAACUAAAAUUGAAGUGAAAUAUGGAAAUGUUGAAGUCAUCGAACCAUAUAGCUUCUCAAAUUCGAGUUCCGUAAAAGGAAUCACGCUUACAGAUAACCAGAUCAAGAUAUUGAAACCAAAUGCGUUCGCUCAUCUUAGACAGUGUAUGACAAUUGGUUUGGAUACAAAUCUGAUAGUCGAAAUCAAUAGAGACGUGUUUAAAGAUUUGCCAUCACUCGAAAAGCUUUAUCUCAAAAGUAACAAGAUAACAACCAUUCACGACAAAGCAUUCGUACAUUUGUCAAACUUGAGGGAACUUGAAAUCGAUCGUAAUAAUUUGUUCAGUUUGAACAGCGAAACGUUUUCGGGAUUGGAAAAGUUGGAGAAGCUUGAUAUGAGUCGUAACAGUUUAGAAGUUAUUGGCGAUAACACAUUUGCGCCGGUGAAAAAUUUACGUAUCCUAAAUUUAGAAGGGAAUAAAAUUCAAAUGCUCGACGAAAAAGCUUUUAACGGACUUGCUAAGUUACAGUUUUUAAGCUUAGCUCAUAAUGCUCUAUCAGAUAUUGAUAAUGUUAAGACGUUUGAAGCAUUACAAUCAUUGGUACAGUUGAAUUUGAAAGGCAAUAAACUUCAAGUAUUAAAAGCCGAAGUGAUGAACCCCAUACUGGAUAACUUUUAUAAUAAUAUUAGCAGCUUGAACGUUGAAGAUAACAACUUCUCGUGCAAUUGCCGCCUCGAUUGGUUUGUGACUCUACUGAAUAAAACACAAAGCGCUAAUCUCAAGUUAUCUAUAGAAAACUUAAAAUGCACACCCAGUGCGGAGCUUAAAGAUAAAUGGGUCAAAGCUAUGGAGUCUGAUAAAGCUCCAGAACAGGAUGCAGAUGACGUUGAUCCUAACGGAGCUGGUGGGGAUUACGAAUACUAUGACGAAUCACAGUUGAACGGACAACUAUUCUAUACAGAUCUACGACAACUUCUGAAUUGCGAUACAAUCACAAGCGAUAUGUCCAUAUUAACAACAAGAGCGACAUUGACAAGUCUUAUUCCCAUUACAAACGAAGUUGCAGAAAUUAUGAAAGUCCACACAACAAAAACUAUUCCAUCAAUGACAGAUAGACCGAUGGAAUUAUCGGCUGCAACACUCAAAGUAACUAACAAAGGCCUUUUGGAUUUAUCACUUGAUUCUACAACUAUUGGAGUGGAGAAACCAGAGGAAAAGGAUAAUGAAAUCUUUGAAAAUAAAGAUAAAAGGCAAAAUUCGUAUACAACGACUCGCUUGGCAACAGUUUCAGCUAAGCCUUUAGAAAACAAAGUAUUUUACGAUCAUCACAUGGCAUCAGAUGAGGCGCAACCAGAAAAAAAAGCACAAAGAAGCGUCGAUGUCGCGGAACCACGAGAUCAUUCGAAGAGUAACUCCUGUAGAAACUUUGUAAGCUAUAUCUUUAUGAUUGCAAUGUUAUGUAUUAGACAUAUCUUUUAAACCAAGGUAAUUUAAGUAAGUUAUUUAAAAAUAAAUUACUCUAAUAUUAACUAUCGCAGUCAUUAAUAUAAUAAAUAAUUAAGUUUAAGAUAA
Bicyclus anynana (squinting bush brown) is the source of this 2217-nucleotide messenger RNA. Its product is annotated as connectin-like. The record is from RefSeq and is a predicted model, not a curated record. Gene Ontology annotation, molecular function: protein binding. NCBI's taxonomy places the organism in Eukaryota, Metazoa, Arthropoda, Insecta, Lepidoptera, Nymphalidae. The coding region runs from base 337 to 2124 and encodes 595 amino acids. The transcript is spliced from 3 exons.